AUGUUAGUUAUUUAUAUUUUGUUAAUCAUAUUUAUAGUUGGUGGCAACAUAUUAACCAUAAUAGCUAUAUGGAAAACAGAAGUUCUUAGAACUGUUGCCAACGUCUAUGUUGCUUUAUUAGCAUUCUCAGAUAUAAUAGCUGGGAAUUCGGGAAUGAAUUUCAUCAUAUAUGCCGUGAAGAACAAGGAUUACAGAAAAGCUUUUAAGGAAAUUCUACAUCUAGAUUGCACUCUAAAACGUACCGCUAAAGUAACUUCUCGAAAGACGAAUGAUAUUGUGAUAGAAACUUUUUAA
This is a messenger RNA of Patella vulgata (common limpet), 294 nucleotides long. RefSeq lists its product as uncharacterized. The record is from RefSeq and is a predicted model, not a curated record. The transcript has 2 exons. Gene Ontology annotation, cellular component: membrane. Gene Ontology annotation, molecular function: G protein-coupled receptor activity. The coding region runs from base 1 to 294 and encodes 97 amino acids. NCBI's taxonomy places the organism in Eukaryota, Metazoa, Mollusca, Gastropoda, Patellidae.